Didymodactylos carnosus is the source of this 1365-nucleotide messenger RNA. NCBI's taxonomy places the organism in Eukaryota, Metazoa, Rotifera, Eurotatoria, Philodinida, Philodinidae. The record is from the annotation of a GenBank genome assembly.
AUGGGUAAAGAUUUUUAUGGCGUGUUAGGGAUAACACGUGUAGCAACUGAGGAUGAAAUAAAACGUGCCUAUAAACAAAAAGCAUUAAAAUGUCAUCCAGAUAAAAGUUGUGAACCAGAUGCUGAAAAAAAAUUCAUGGAUAUCUCCGAAGCAUAUGAAAUUUUAAGUGAUCCGUAUAAACGUUCAAUAUAUGAUCGUUAUGGAAAUGAGGGUUUAAAAGAUUAUACAUCAUGGAACUAUACAUUUGAUCCACGUGCAACUUAUCGAAAUUCAUUUACAAAUGGUAGUACAGGAUCAGCAUCACCCUUCAGCAACGGAGAUGAUUAUUAUGAUGGAAAUUAUUUUGUUAAAUACAAAGAUCCAACAACGUUCUACGAUUUAUAUGUUACACUUGAAGAAGUGAAUAAAGGAGGAGUGAGAAAAAUGAAAGUAACUCGCAAAAGAUAUAAUCAUGAGUCAAAAACAACUGUAAAAGAUGAAAAAGUUCUUGAAAUACAAAUUAAACCGGGUUGGAAAGAAGGUACUAAGAUCACGUUCGAAGGUGAAGGUGAUGAAGGAGAUGCUCGUACAUUAGCUGGUGAUAUUGUAUUUAUAAUUCGUGAUAAAGUUCAUCCAACAUUUGAACGUUCAAAUUCCGAUUUAAUUUAUCGUGCUAAAGUGACAAUAAAACAAGCCCUAUUAGGAACAAUAGUACAAAUACCAUUUUUGGACGAAAAAAAAAAGCCGCAUCCACUAAAAAUACAAGAAAUCAUCACUCCACAAACAGAAAAACAUUUUGUAAAUGAAGGACUACCAUAUCCUAAAGACUCAGCAAAGCGUGGAUUAUUAAUUGUCAAAUUUGACAUUGUCUUUCCCAAAAUAUUGAGUGAUGAACAGAAAACUCUUGUUGACUGCUGUUUUUCAAACUCAGUUGAUUUUUACCAAACUAAUGUCAUCAAUAUAGCAAUAAUCGAUGAACAGCAACAGCAGCAGCAGAAGCAGCAACACCAACAUCAUCAGAUGAAUAAUCAUCAUCAAUCUAAUCAUCAAACUACUCAUCAUACACCAGAAAAAAGUCAGAAAUCUCAAAAUAAUCAUCGUAAUCAUACGAAUAGUGCAGCACCAUCAGCAGUGGUGCAACCUUCUACAACGACUACAAAUCAUGUGAAUGAAACAACGCAGCAACAACAACAACAACCAAAAACGUCUCCUAACCGUCCAAAUCCAAAUAAACCGUCACCAAAUCAGUCAACAAUGUCUUCCAGUCAAAAUGUUGAACCAGCAUCUACCACUAUUCCUUCACAAUCAAGUCGUUCAACAAAUGGAACAACUAUACAUUCAAACGGAAUAAAAAAAUCCUCCAUCAUCAAUGAAAUGUCCUUCUAG